This is a messenger RNA of Blepharisma stoltei, 2134 nucleotides long. Lineage: Eukaryota; Ciliophora; Heterotrichea; Heterotrichida; Blepharismidae. The record is from the annotation of a GenBank genome assembly.
AUGGACCUUGAACGUUUAUCUCAAUAUGAACUCCUUGAAAAAAUUGGCAAAGGCUCCUUUGGUGAAGUAUUAAAAGCUUUUGCCAAAGAAACAGGCGAAAUUGUUGCUAUGAAAGUUAUAGAUCUAACUGUAAAUUUUAACCCAGGAUGCAGAAGACUCACUAGACAGCUUAAACAGGGAAAUCCAAAUUUUAAAAGAAUGUCAAAAUCCCAGAAUAACGAACUUUUACGAAUCAUUUGUGUGUGAAGGAAAGCUGUAUAUUGUUAUGGAAUAUGUAGCUGGAGGUUCAGUAAAAGAUAUUUUGAAGGUUAGAGGGCCAUUACAAGAAAUCUACAUCCCAAUUCUCCUUAAAGAACUUUUACUUGCUUUAUCAUAUUUAUGUUAUCAAAAAAUCUAUUUUUUCCAAAAUUUUAUAAAAAAUCUAUUUUUCAAAAAUUUAAUAAAUUUUCAUGGCGAUUUUAAAAUUACCCAUAUUUACACUCUAAUAUGAAAAUUCAUAGAGACAUAAAAGCAGCAAAUAUUUUGCUUUCUAUGGAUGGCCAAGUAAAACUUGCUGAUUUCGGAGUAACAGCACAAAUAACAGAAAGCGUGAAUAAAAGGAAUUCUUUUGUAGGGACGCCUUAUUGGAUGGCUCCUGAAGUAGUCGUACAGUCUGGCUAUGAUUAUAAGGCUGAUAUUUGGUCUGUUGGCAUCACAGCAAUUGAGCUGGCUACAGGAAAGCCUCCACACAUGGACCUACCUCCGCUAUCUGCUUUAUUUCGUAUCCAAACUGACCCUUCUCCUCAGCUCGAUCAGUCAUUUUCUCCUGCUUUCAGAGAUUUUGUUUCCCAAUGCCUUGAAAAGAACCCCAGCCUGCGACCUGACACUGCUUCCUUACUAAACCACAAGUUCAUCAAAAAUGCCAAAAAGCCUUAUUAUCUAACUGACCUUCUUGACUCCUCUACUGUUUUAAAGCGUGAGCAUUUCCGUUCCUCUUCAUCCCAGUCCCCAGCCAAUACAAUUUUGCAUAUUUCUGAUAAUUCUCACAGACAUUCCCACAGUUCAGAAAGUGCUAAAAUGAGACAAUUAACACAUAGAAAAAAUUCUAGUAAUUGUUCUUCUAAUUCAAAUUCUAUAAUUUCAGGCACCGUUAUAGCCGGCUUAGGAUGCCAAAUAUAUUAAUUCUAAGACAAAAUAAAUAUAUUGCUUUUCAAUUAAUAUUUUUACAUUUGGGAGAUGCCUAAUGCCAAGUAACCACAGUUAAUUUACUAUACACUAAACAGUGUAGAAAUGAUGCCUGAUGACAUAAGUGGGGCUGCUGUUAUGCUACCUAGAUGGAGCCAAGAGAAUCCUGGGCUGAUUGUAAAGGAGCCUUCUUUUUUGACAAUAGUAGAAAACGCUGUAGCUAAUAUUGAGAGAAUUGAAGAUUUAAGCUGCGUCGAUAAAUUAAUAUUGGCUAUAGCAGAAAUGGAAUUAAAAGACCCAAGACUGGCGCCUAAGAUAUUUGCGGAUGUAAUGAAAAUAUAUAAAGGGAAUUACCCAGAGGAAUAUAGACUUAACUUAACUUAAAUUUACAGGCGUCCGCCGUAGUGUUGACGCAGUCACCAAGGACCCAGUAUUAGGGUUCACCUGCUUUGCGGUAUAGUCCAGACUGGCCAUAUAAACCAGUCACCAGGACAUACACCUACUCCUUCCCACGCGCAUGAGCCGUGGCUUAGUGUUGAGUGGGCGGGCUAUGGGCUUCUGCGGCUGCUGCUUGAGUUGACGAGAGUUGGCUUUCCGAAAUUCCAAAAAAUGGAAUUUCUGGUCACCUUUCGGCAAAAAGGGAAACUCCAAGUCCUGGGACGUAACGCCCAAUUUCACGCUAGGUAAUUGCCCGAAUGGUCUAGGCAUUGCCUGUAGACUCUGCUGGGCUUACCCUUUCCAAACCUGGGAACCCUUUUCUCUCGGGGAGAAAAUCCAUUCUGGUCGUUGAGCUUGGGCCAGGCUCUGCACUGCAGAAUUGCUUACCAUGGCAUUGCUGCUCAUUUCCGGAAUGGCAAAACCUUGCCGGAUAUAAUUAAAAUAUGAGUCGAGUAUGUGUGGCCGGAGGCCACACCCAGACGAAGACGCCAUAUUUUAAUUAUCAGAGGAAUAUAGACAGUUAUUUAAUUAA